CUCGUACCUACCUAUACUGCUUCAUGGUCAUGUCGACAGCAGCAACAGCAUCAUCGCCAUGGUAGUCGAAGCCCCCGCCGCCUCGGUCGACGCUGCGCGUCCCGGCGCCUACGAGGAGGAGAACGUGCACGCCGUCUACGAGCAGAUUGCCUCGCACUUUUCCUCGACGCGCUACAAGCCCUGGCCGAUAGUGGAGCGCUUCCUCAAGGGCCAGCCCGACGGGUCCAUCGGCGCCGACGUAGGCUGCGGCAACGGGAAGUAUCUCAGCGUCAACCCGGGCGUGUACAUGGUGGCGUCGGACCGGUCGAGCAACCUCGCCAAGAUCGCCGCCCUGAACCACCCCCCGCACAGCGCCCUCGUCGCCGACAACCUGCACCUGCCGCACCCGCCCGCUUGCUUCGACUUCGCCAUCUCCAUCGCCGUCAUCCACCACCUCUCGACCCCCGACCGCCGCGUCGAGGCCACCCGCGCCAUCCUCGACGUGCUGAGACCCACGGGCACCGCGCUUGUCUAUGUCUGGGCCCUCGAGCAGAAGGAGAGUCGGAGGGGGUGGGACGAGGGCCAUGAGCAGGAUGUCAUGGUGCCGUGGGUCAUGCAUAAGAACAAACCGAAAAAGGCCAAGCGUGGCACUGGAGCUGAGCAGGCCGCGAGCUCUGCCGAACCCGAGGACGACGGCCCCAAGACGUUCCACCGGUAUUACCACCUCUACCGGCAGGGUGAGCUGGAAAGCGACAUUGAGCAAGCGGGUGGCGUUGUCGUGGAACAUGGCUAUGAGAAGGACAAUUGGUGGGCCAUCAUGUCCCCGAAGCCUUCUUCGUGAGUGGCGGAGCAUGUGAAACUGUCUUGGGCCAUAUUCCGUCCGAAGUCGUACCAGCUUGUACGUGGCAUGCACCCGGAAAA
Messenger RNA from Aplosporella prunicola CBS 121167, 900 nucleotides. RefSeq lists its product as uncharacterized. Gene Ontology annotation, molecular function: tRNA binding; S-adenosylmethionine-dependent methyltransferase activity. The record is from RefSeq and is a predicted model, not a curated record. The transcript has 2 exons. NCBI's taxonomy places the organism in Eukaryota, Fungi, Ascomycota, Dothideomycetes, Botryosphaeriales, Aplosporellaceae. Gene Ontology annotation, cellular component: cytoplasm; nucleus. Gene Ontology annotation, biological process: tRNA wobble uridine modification. The coding region runs from base 59 to 820 and encodes 253 amino acids.